AGUUUUUCCUCCCUCGUGCAACAUAGAAAAGAAUUUUCUUUCUUUAAAUUACCUUGCGGGAUACCUGCAACCAAAAACAGCAGAGGGGUGCCUUAUGUCUAACUUAGUCCAAGAAAGAGAAGUUCAUAUCAUUGAACUAAUCACUCCAAAUUCCAAUCCGUACAGUGCUUUCCAGGUGGAUAUAAUCGUUGACAUUAAACCAUCUCAACCAGGCGCCAAGCUUGUCAGAGACGUCGUACUUAUCCUCAAGUGUAAAAAGUCUGUCAAUUGGGUUAUCAAGUCACAUGAUGUCCAGGGAAAGCUGGAAGUGAUUACAUCGAAUAGUAUUGGUUUUGGAAAGGAAACAGAACGAUCCAUGACUAUGAGUAGAUCAGUAAUACCUGGUAUUCCCUCAUCGCAUGAGAGUUUGAUCAGGUGGGCUUAUGAGCAUAACUACAGCCCAGUUACUUCCUACACAAAAGCCCCUGUUGCUAACAGAUUCCAUCUGCAACUUGAAGAUACAGAAGAGAUGAAUGAUGAAGAAGACCAUUCCCUUCCUCCAGAGCUGACAGAAUUGCUGGCUGCUAACCCACUGCCUGCUCCAAAGAAUCCUGCAUUAAGUGAUGGCCUGACUUUUCCUUUUCACAUUAACAGAGGAAGACAUGACACAGUGGGAGAAGGAAUCUUCCCAUCCAGGGGUUCAGUGGAUACAUUAAUAAAUCAUGACUUUGAGCAUUCCCUCUCAAAACAUAAAGAACCGGAAGAGGUUCAGGGCAGUGCUGAUGUAGCCCUGUCAAUAAAGUGUGAUGACAAAGUCAUGACAGUAGCUGUAGAAAAAGACUCUCUGCAGGCUAGCGGCUACACAAGGACAGAACUCUCGCUGCUGGAUCACUCUUGCAAAGCCAGGAUGAAUGGUACCCAUUUCAUUUUGGAGUCUUCGCUGAACAAAUGCGGGACUCGGACAGCGUAUAUCUUGAACAAGAUUGUUUAUUUUAACUCUAUUGUCAUUCAGCUGUCAUCACCAGCUGAAAGCAGCGGCUUUGAUGAUGAUGACAUGGAAUCAGGUGAUAAUGGAUUUCCAGGGGAUGCUGACGAGGGAGAUGUUGCUUUCUUGAGCUGGCCUGCAAUCGCGUUUAAUUGCACGCUGCACCAGCCAGAGGAUGACAGAGGCAUGUUCUGGCCUCCUGAACCGCACAUCACCAAUGUGACCUUCAACAUGGAGCUGUACAAAACAGAUCUGUUCCUUGCUCCCUCCCAAGGGCUCUUCUCUGUUGCUGAGAAUGGGCCAAUAUAUGUAGAGGUGUCUGUGACUAAAGCUGACAGAUCCUUGGGCUUUGCCAUUCAAACGUGCUUUGUUUCCCCGUUUUCAAAUCCAGAUAGAAUGUCUGACUACACCAUUAUAGAAAACAUUUGUCCUAAAGAUGAAUCCGUUAAAUUCUACAGCAUUGAGAAGGUGAACUUUCCGAUACCACAUGCACAGAAGGACAAAAAAAGAUUUAGCUUUGUGUUUAAACCAAUGUUCAACAUCUCACUGCUCUUUCUUCACUGUGAGUUGACUUUGUGUACAAAUAAAGACAAAGAUACUCAAGGACUGCCAAAGUGCAUUCCUCCUGAUGAAGCUUGCACCUCUCUCAAUGUGGAUAUGAUCUUGGCCAUGAUGCACAACAAGAAAACCUUCACCAAGCCCCUUGUUGUAAUAACACAUGAAGGAAGACCAGAAGAUCCUUCCCUUCCAAAGCCAAAUGUGAGACAGCCACCUGUGUUCUACGGUCUGGACACGCUGACGGUCGUGGGCAUUGCCUUUGCGGCAUUUGUCAUUGGAGCCCUGCUAACAGGAGCGCUCUGGUUUAUCUACUCUCACACAGGGGAAACGGCGGGAAGGCAGCAGGUCCCUACGUCCCCAGCAGCCUCCGAGAACAGCAGCGCAGCGCACAGCAUUGGCAGCACCCAGAGCACCCCCUGUUCCAGCAGCAGUGCGACCUAACCCCGGGGGGAACACGCACGAGGAGCAACGCAGGGGUGCCGAGGUUCAAAGGACUGUGUGUGGACACGAGCUUUGUAAAGUUAAAAGGAUUGGUUUGGUUGCUUUUGAAAAAAAAAAAAAAAUGAGGAGGGAUUUUUCUACAGGGGGGGGAAAAAAAAGACUGAUUUUUCUUUUGGGGAAGCCACUGUGUGUGUGAGUGUGUAUAUGUGCACACGAUGCAUGGGUAAACACAGCCUGUUGGAUCUUCUAUAGCAUGUUGUGCUACAUGUGACAAAGCUACUAAUUUUACAGUACUGCAACCUGUUCUAGGGGUCUGUGGGCCCUCAAUGUGAAAUCUAUGCCAGUUUGGAAAAAUGCUGCUUUGUCUAUACGUUUUUAAAGCUUCUCAUUGACACAAGGUAUUCGUUAAGGGAAUUCAACAAGAUAAGCAGAACAAAGAUGAUCUUAGGUCAAAGGAUUUCUAUUUCUCUAAGCAAGAAAGCCUCAAGGUCAGGUCUCUUUGGUAAAUAACAUUUUAUUACUUCAGCUAUGUUUAGCCACUUUUGAGUAACCUUCCUUUUGUUAAGCUUUUAGCUACAGCAUCUCAUUUGCUUUCCUUUGUUGUGUUUGCAGAUUCAGGUUUGUUCCAGGUAUUUUUGUUUCAAUAUGCAUUGAAUUGCUAAUUGGAGAAGAGCACACUCUAACAUUCCCUUUCUUGUUCUCUGGGCCAAAGCUCUUUACUAAGAGAUUUUUUUUUUUUUUUAAUCUACUAUACCAAAUGCAUACACACACAAAAA
Messenger RNA from Pelecanus crispus (Dalmatian pelican), 2739 nucleotides. Lineage: Eukaryota; Metazoa; Chordata; Aves; Pelecaniformes; Pelecanidae. The record is from RefSeq and is a predicted model, not a curated record.